GGGGGCGGGGCCGCGGCCAAGCUCCCUAGGCACUGUCGCCUGAAGCCCCCUCCCCUUGCCUUUUCGCUGCUCCCCGCUACUGCUCUCUGGCCCAGCACCACCCCAGGCGACCCUGCGUGGAGCGGAUGGUGCCCACAAGCGGAGGUGAACGCGUGCUGUGAGCAGGUGCCUGUGGAAUCUGAGGGAGGACGCUGGCGAAACCCCAUUGGCGUGCACACGGAGGCCCCUGAAUCUGGAAGCCGGAGGCAUUUCCCUGUUUGCCGGAUUGGUCAUUUAGGUUUCCAAGAGGCGAGGGGGUGCGGUAUGGACAAGAGGGAUAGGAUCAAAUCAGGAGCUGUCCCGCGGAUGCCGGCUUCACGAACCCCUGGCCUUCUGAACCCUAGGCCUCCUUCUGGGUCCGCUCGACCUCCUCCCCCUGUAACCAGUGCUGCCCUUCGAGUCUUGGAAGCAAAUGGAGCUAUGGGGCGAAGGCCCCUGGUGGAGCGAGCCCCAGGUGCCUGCAAAGCGGCUCUUCCACAGACCGGCAAAGCAGCUCUUCCUCAGUCCACUGUUCACGGGGCACCAGCGCGCAGUGCUGGGUCAGGUCCUCGCAGCCCAGCCAACAGGCCCCCAGCUUCUGGGAAAGGAGAGAGGGCCCCUAUGAAGACCUCUGGCCAGGGUUCUAUUUCUAGCCCAGGGCGUGCCAGCAGUGGGAUCGCCAGACCAGGCCCUGUUGUCCAGAAGGGACUCCAACCUCCGACUAAGGAACCUGUGGUCAGAGGUAAAACACCAGAGACGCCCAAAAGGAACACUCUGAGCUCUGGAACACGAAGAGUUUUGUCUGCAGAUUCUUUAGGGCCCACCUCAGGAGCCUCCUCCCCUGCCAUCACCCGUCGGCCCAGGGUCCCAGCUACAGAGGUGGGACUUCCUCAACCAACUCCCAGUGCCAGACAGCGUCCUCUGACCACCGAGGCACCCAGGAAACCUGUGAGCAGUGCUUCUGAACACAGUGCCACGGAGCUGAGCCCGGCCAUUAGGAGGCGCUCAGUCGCUGGUGGCAGCCAGCAAAAACCGGUCUCCCGUUCUCUGAUCCCCAGUGCUACUCCUCAGUUCUCCCCAGCCCGCUCCGGGCUCUCACCGCGUGCAACCCCACGGGGUCCUGCGCAUACCUCGCAGCUCAAGUCGAAAGGGCAGCAAGCUCUGCAUCCAACCCAGACCACAGUCCCAAGGAAGAACAGGCCCUCUGUACAGAGCCUGGUUUCUGCUUCAUCUUUAGUCGCACGCACUCCACCUGGUGCUCCCUCUGUCCAGGUCCCAGAUGAUUCCUUGCCGACCACACUCCCUCCCUCCCCACCCGCCACCCCGCCUCUACCUGCUUCACUUCAACUACUCCAAGCACCUGCUUCCUCGCAGCCAAUGCCCCAUUCACAGUCCGGACAGGGCUCACCGUUACCUUCCCCUCUUCCUCUGCAGAACCUCCCCUCUCCACCAGCUACACCCCCUUUGCUAGCUCCACCCGCAUGUCUGGGUACUGAAGAGGCCUCUGACUCACUUCCACCAAGAGCUGGAAUCUCUCCAUCGCUUCCCCCCAUCACGCAGAGUAUGCCCAACCACCAGGCUCCUUCAGCUUCGCUCCCUCAGGAACCUCUCUCGGUCACACCUUUCUCACCUGUUCCUCUCCCUCUAGCCGCGCCUCCUCCACAACUCCUUCCUUCUCCGCCAGGUUCCCCGCAGAAUUUACCCACUCCCCUUGUCACGCCCUCUAAGUUGCCUCUCUCCACUCUAACUGCUCCCCCCUCCCCGGUCAACUUUUCUGGGUCUCCUCCCCUCCCCCAGGCCACGCCCUCUAACCGAAAUACGCCGCCUUUGCAAGACCCUCUGUUUCUGGCCAUUCCUCCGCCGGUUUCUUCCUCCAGCUCCACCUCACCACCUCUGCUGGUCCCUCGCUCUUCCGUGGCCACGCCUCCUCUGAGGCUCCCACCUUCUCCGACUUUGCCCACUUCUCCGGCCUCUUUGUCGACCUCGCCGCCAGCACUGGCCUCCUCGCCCCAGCAAGCCACGCCUCCUCCUCUGCCCUUGUCCCCUCUAUCCACCCAACUCUCUAUGGGCUCACUCUCUCCGCAGGCCUCGCCUUCUUUCUCGCCUACCCACCCUGUGCAGCCACACGCUCUCCCAUCGCCUCCUUUGCGGGCACCUCCUAUUACACACCCUUUGCCUCUUUCCUCGCCCUCUGCCUCACCCCCUCUGCCGGCUCUUCUGUCCCCUCCUGCCUCACCACCUCUGGAGGACCCCCUUUCUCCCCCAGCCUCACCUUCGUCUCCCUUGGCAACUCCCCUUCCAGAAGCCCCACCUUCACUGGGCUCACCCACUCUUUCACCCCUGACCACGCCCCCUCCGCAAGCCUCACCUCCGGCCUUGCCCCCUCUGCCAGCCUCUACCUCCUCCCUGGAUACAGGCACAUGUUCUCUACAGGGUGCCCUCUUGGCUUUACCUCCUUUACAGACCUCUCCUUCUCCUCUGACAAUACCCUCUCCGCAGACCCCAUCUUCUCUGGCCUUGCCCUCUCUGCAGUGUCCCUCCUCCCCACUGGCCACAGCCACACCGCCCCUACAGAUUCCCCUUGUGGUUUUACCUACUUUACAGACCCCUCCUUCUUCCCUGACUACGCUCCCUCCGGGGGCCCCUCCUGGCUUGACCUCGCCUGUUGUUCAGCCUCCUUCUCCUCCUGCCUCACCCCCACUGCAAGCCCCGCGUCGACCCCCGACCCCGGGUCCAGAUGUCCCUAUCUCAGGUCCACGGCUGACCUUGGCGCUGGCCCCUGCCGCUCCGCCACCGCCCUCGCGAAGCCCCUCCAGUACGCUGAGCGGCCCGGACCUGGCAGGCCACAGCAGCAGUGCCACGAGCACACCGGAGGAGCUCCGCGGUUACGAUAGCGGGCCCGAGGGCUGCGCUACAAUCUCCCCGGCCCCGGAUGCGGAGCUAGCUGCCUGCCACCCAGCCUCCUGGAGUCGAAGUUCUGCUCCGCCCUUAGCAGUGAGGGGCACUCCGGGAGUUCCCCUGCCAUGGCCUCCCACUGCUGGCCCGGGUUCCUCUGACGGCCUGUGCACCAUCUAUGAAGCCGAAGGACCAGAGUCGGUGGCCCCAACCCCUGGAUCUCUAGAUGUGGAGCCAGAACCCAGGCCUGGCCCUGGCAGUGCUAAGGUGACUGCUGCAGCCUGCGCAGGAGCAUCCUCUAGAAGCCCAAAGUCGACUCGCCUUGGUGAGCUGCCGCUGGGGGCGCUUCAGGCGAGCGUUGUGCAGCACCUGCUGAGCCGGACUCUGCUGCUGGCAGCCGCGGAAGGUGCAGCAGCGGGCAGCGAAGGUGGUUCAGGAGGCUCGGGGGGUGGUGGCAUCUCUGGUGGAUCCCGGGCUCCGCUUAGCGAUGCUGAAUUGGGCCGCUGGGCCGAAUUGCUUUCUCCCCUGGACGAAUCGCGUGCCAGCAUCACUUCAGUCACCAGCUUCUCCCCAGAUGAUGUAGCCUCCCCACAGGGUGAUUGGACUGUAGUGGAAGUGGAGACUUUUCAUUGAGCCAGACCUCAGCCCUGUCCACCAUACACAUACCACUUUAGAAUCCACCCUUCUGGUUACACCUCUUUUGUCUUAGUCUCCACUCCCACUUCCUGUGAUACUUGGAUGGAUUGGUUUUUUACCUCUAGAGCCCUGUGUUUGGGCCCAGGCUGUACCCCUGUUCUUCCUUGGCUUAGGCGUGGGCCAUACCCACACCACCCCAGGCCUAGUCCUUCCAUUUGAGCUUCUCCUCUUUGGCCUAAGCCACACCCCCUUCUCCAAGGAGCCAUGCCACUCCAUAAGUUCAGUGGACAACACGAUAGUUUACAUGCUGAAUGGUUUACAUGCUGGCACCUGUGUGCCCUGCCACUCGGGAGCUGGGAGAGGAUCACAGUGGUAGUUCGAAGGGUCAGGCUACACCAUACCAGAGGUUAUGCCUGAGUAAAUUGGAGUUCUGGCUAAACUAUAGAAAAGGGCUCGCAAGAGACUGGCUACAAUGGUCUUGUGAUUUUUGGGAUCUCACUUCUAAUGAAAACGUUAGGUUCACAAAGGCCUGGGUGGAUGAACUCGAGAGCCACCGAAGUUCUUACUCUGGACAUGGGGCAGUUUGCUCUCCUGGGUACCCCUUGCUAUAGCCCCUUUGUCCUGUGUGCACCCCUUCUCUUCCAUGCCUAUGGGGGACUAACUUGCUUGGACUGAGGUGGGAACGGCUACCUAUUUUGGGUGGCACCAUUCCCUGGCUGGAAUCUUGGAUUGUGUAAGCAGAAAGCAGGGCAGCACCAUGCCUUCACUCCUCUGUUUUUCCCGAUUGUGAAUGCUAAGUGACCAGCUGUUUCCAGCUCCUAUUGCCUUGACUUUCCCGGUGAUAGACACUACCCCAAACUGUGAGCGAGAAUAAAACCUUUCUCCUCUAA
This is a messenger RNA of Rattus rattus (black rat), 4439 nucleotides long. It is a transcript of the gene Prr36, whose product is annotated as proline rich 36. The coding region runs from base 304 to 3546 and encodes 1080 amino acids. The transcript is spliced from 7 exons. The record is from RefSeq and is a predicted model, not a curated record. Lineage: Eukaryota; Metazoa; Chordata; Mammalia; Rodentia; Muridae.